CCUUCUAUCCCAUUUACUCCUCUCACCUAUCCAGUUUCUCUCUCUCUAUUUCUCUCUCUAGAAUGAAAUCCUCCUCCUCCUCCUCCGUCGUGUCUGAGGCGGUGUGAUCGAGGUUUUGAAUGGAGAUUUCGGAUGCUAAUUGAAGGACGGAUUUGUUGAUGGUCGAUCGGUGCAAUUGCAAUUCAUCAAUGGCUGUUGCAUCCCCACCGCCUCACGCCGCCGCCGAGAAGAGGCACUGGUGGCUCACUAACAAAAAGAUGGUGGAGAGGUACGUGAGGGAGGCGAAAAUGCUGAUUGCGACGCAGGAGCAAACCGAUAUUGCGGCGGCGCUAAGGCUCCUGGAGGCGGCGCUUUCCAUGGCGCCGCGUGUGGAGGUUGCGCUGGAGCUGAAGGCGCGCUGUUUGCUGCAUCUCAGACGGUUCAAGGAGGUAGCCGAUAUGCUGCAGGAUUAUAUUCCCAGCGUAAAAAUGGCGAUCCCCGACGAAUCGACGUCGUCUGGAUCAUCGGAUAAUUCGUCGACUCAGUGGUCUCGGGAGCGAGUCCGGCUUCUUUCCUCCACCGGUGAACCGUUGAAUGAGAGAGAACCUGCUUGCAAGUGCUUCUCCGUCUCGGAUUUGAAGAAGAAGGUGAUGUCUGGACUCUGCAACAAUGCAGAGAAGGAGCAACAAUGGAGGUACACAGUUUUAGGCGAAGCAUGUUGCCAUCUAGGUUUAAUGGAAGAUGCGAUGGCCCUCCUCCAGACCGGAAAACGCCUCGCCACCGCCGCAUUCCGCCGGGAAAGCAAUUCCCUGACCGACGACAUCUUCUCCUUCAACAAAUUCCCAUUAUCAGGUCCUAAAUUCAUCACCAACCAGCCUUGUACCACCCCACCCAAAACAGAGUCCGAAAGCAUCUCCCACCUCCUCUGCCACAUCAAACUCCUCAUCCGCCGCAAGACUGCCGCCAUCGCAGCCCUCGAUGCUGGCCUCUACUCCGAGGCCAUAAGACAUUUCUCCAAAAUUCUCGACGGCCGCCGCGGCGCUCCACAGGGAUUUCUAGCCGAGUGCUAUGUUCGCCGAGCAUCGGCGUAUCAAUCUGCAGGGCGAAUAGCAGAGGCAAUAGCAGAUUGCAACAGAGCUCUGGCGCUAGAAACCUCCUCCAUUGAAGCCCUCACCAUCAGAGCAGCAUUGUUCGAAACCAUAAGAUGUUUGCCUGACAGUCUCCACGAUCUGGAGCAUUUGAAGCUCCUCUACAAUUCGAUCCUGCGCGAUCGGAAGCUCCCCGGCCCCGUCUGGAAGCGUCAACAUAUUCAGUACAGGGAGAUACCUGGAAAGCUCUGCUCCUUAGCUGCCAAAACACAGCAACUUAAGCAAAGGGUAGCUGCCGGCGAAACCGGGAACGUAGACUAUUAUGCAUUGAUCGGAUUGAGAAGGGGAUGCUCCCGAUCAGAACUGGAAAGAGCCCAUUUGCUGUUGACAUUGAAACACAAGCCUGAUCGAUCCUCGAGCUUCAUUGACAAGUGCGAAUUUGCUGAUGAGAAGGAGGUGGAUUCAGUUAGAGACAGGGCAAAAAUGUCUGCUUUACUUCUGUACAGAUUGAUUCAAAGAGGGUAUACAAGUUUGAUGUCUACAGUCCUGGAUGAGGAAGCCGUCGACAAGCAGCGGAAGAAGGCCCCAAUUCCGGGGCCGGCGGCAGCCGCCAUCAGAUCUGAUCCAAAUAAUGAGAGGAGUGAUGAGAACAGCAGCAACAAGGCUAGCAUUGCAACAGCAGCAGUAUAUCAGGGAGUGUUCUGCAGGGACCUUGCAGUGGUAGGGAAUUUGCUUUCCCAGACAGGUUUUAACCGUUCAAUUCCAGUGAAAUAUGAGGCUUUAAGCUGCUGAUUAAGUUAAGUAAGUUUACUUUACUGUUGUGAGCAUAAUAAUAAUAAUAAUAAUAAUAAUAAAUGAUGAUGAUGAUAGUAAUAAUUGUUAUUAUACCCUGUGAAAAGUAUUUGGAAUGGAAAGGGGGAAAGAGGGAAUGUGAUUCUUGGGGGGAGGUGGUGUAGUGUACAAAUUGGAGAAGUUUCUAUUGCUAUGCUACUACUGCACAGGGGAAAAUUUUGUUGCUAGUACCAAUCCAAUCCAAUCAUGUCUUUUCUGUUUUUGUUUGCCUUCUUUUUUCUGGUUUUCUAUUUUGGUACUUUGUACAGAUUUUAUUUAAAGCACUUGUGUGUGGACAUGUGUUUUCUGAUCUGAAUUAAUGAUAAUAAUCUUGGGUGUUAGGCUUAGAA
Molecule: messenger RNA, 2248 nt
Organism: Andrographis paniculata
Lineage: Eukaryota; Viridiplantae; Streptophyta; Magnoliopsida; Lamiales; Acanthaceae
Exons: 3
Coding region: 159-1859 (566 amino acids)
Molecular function (GO): protein binding
Source: RefSeq, a predicted model, not a curated record